UCUCUAUCUUAAUUUUCUUCGCCCAAACGCUCCCUAAUAUUUCUGUAGCUAUGGAGUACGGCAGGCUCGGAAAAACCGAGCCUAACGAUGGCUCUCCGAGCCUAGCUUUUACUACUGCGACGAACCGCACUCCCAAAAAAUCCAAACUCAGGAUUCUUCUUGCCCUCGCCGCCGCGCUGCUACUGACGUCCGCUGCGGCGGCGGCGGCGGUGGCUGUUUUAAGGAAGAGGAAUGGUGCGGAAGACGGAGGAGUUAGGCUUCAUAGCCGCCGUCCAUCCCAAGCCAUGGCGAGAGCUUGCGGCCGGACUAGGUUUCCGAAUCUCUGCGUUGAAUCGCUGCUCGACUUCCCCGGCGCCGCCGCCGCCUCCGAGAGAGACCUCGUCCACAUUUCGGUUAAUGUGACUCUCCAGAAAGUCGGCCGCGCGCUGUACUCCGCCUCCGAGAUUAGCAAUCUCGAUAUGGAUCCUCACGUCCGUUCGGCGUACGAGGACUGCAUCGAGCUACUAGACGAUUCGGUGGAUCUCCUCUCACGUUCGCUUACCUCCGUCGCCGGCGGCGGCGGUUCGACUCAGGAUGUGUUAACCUGGCUAAGCGCCUCGUUAACGAACCACGAUACCUGCACUGAAGGCUUCGAUCAACUGAACGGCUACGUGAAGGCUCAAAUGUCGGAUCGAUUGAAGGAUUUGUCGGAGCUCGUGAGCAAUUGCCUCGCUAUAUACGCCGCCGCCGGAGGAAACAGUGAUUUCUCCGGCGUUCCGAUACAAAAUCGGCGACGGAGGCGGUUACUGAGCAAAGAGAAGGAUAAGAACGUCGUCCACCAGUUUCCGACGUGGUUAUCCCGCUGGGAUAGAAUGCUGCUGGAUGCGCCGGCGUCGGCGAUGAAUCCAGAUGUAAUUGUGUCCGGCGACGGAAACGGAACCUGCAAAACGAUCACGGAGGCGAUAAAAAAGGCGCCGGUGAACGGAACUCGGCGAUUCAUUAUCUACGUGAAGGCAGGAAGGUACGUGGAGGACAUACUGAAGGUGGGGAGGAAGAAAACGAAUGUAAUGAUAUUUGGGGAUGGGAAGGGCAAGACAGUAAUUUCAGGCAGCAAAAGUAUCCAAGAUAACAUGACGACAUUCCAUACUGCCACUUUCGCUGCAACUGGCGCCGGCUUCAUUGCAAGGGACUUAACCUUCGAAAACUCGGCCGGACCGGCAAAACACCAAGCCGUCGCCCUCCGGGUCGGGGCCGACCACGCGGUGAUCUACCGAUGCAACGUGAUCGGCUACCAGGACACGCUCUACGCGCACUCGCAACGACAAUUCUACCGCGAGUGUGACGUCUACGGCACCGUCGACUUCAUCUUCGGCAAUGCGGCCGUCGUGUUCCAAAACUGUUCGAUCCAUGCGCGGAAGCCAAUGCCGUUCCAGAAGAACACGAUCACGGCGCAGAACCGCAAGGACCCGAACCAGAACACCGGGAUCUCGAUCCACGCCUGCCGCGUCGUCGCGGAGUACGACCUCGAGGCCGCCCGGGGGGCCUACCCGACCUACCUCGGGCGGCCGUGGAAGCUCUACUCCCGGGUGGUGUACAUGCAGUCGUACGUCGGCGACCACGUCCACCCCCGGGGGUGGCUCGAGUGGAACGCGACAUUUGCGCUCGACACGUUGUAUUAUGGGGAGUAUAUGAACUACGGACCCGGGGGGGCGGUCGGGCAGCGCGUCAAUUGGCCCGGGUAUCGGGUGAUCACCUCUGUCGACGAGGCGAGUAAGUUCACGGUGGCGCAGUUUAUUUUCGGGUCGGCGUGGCUGCCGGCGACCGGCGUCGCAUUCCUAGCUGGCCUCACAACAUGAGAUAUAUAUGUAUGUAUGUGUAUGUAUAUCUAUAUUGUGUUUGUAUAGGUUUUGGUUGUUGUGUUUGAAAUGUGUUGUUGAAUUGAAGGUUGUAAUAAUGUAGUUAGAGCAAUUUCUUGUGUUUAUAGUUAAGUGAUCGAGGUUUUGGAUCACAUGCUGAUGGGAAAAAUUAAUUUGGCAUGGAGUGAAUUAAUAGUAAUAAUUGAUUAAAUAAGAACAAUUUAGUCUAUUUG
Andrographis paniculata is the source of this 2068-nucleotide messenger RNA. Its product is annotated as probable pectinesterase/pectinesterase inhibitor 34. Gene Ontology annotation, biological process: cell wall modification. The record is from RefSeq and is a predicted model, not a curated record. Gene Ontology annotation, molecular function: pectinesterase inhibitor activity; pectinesterase activity. The transcript is spliced from 4 exons. Bases 51 to 1835 code for a protein of 594 amino acids. NCBI's taxonomy places the organism in Eukaryota, Viridiplantae, Streptophyta, Magnoliopsida, Lamiales, Acanthaceae.